Penicilliopsis zonata CBS 506.65 is the source of this 1386-nucleotide messenger RNA. RefSeq lists its product as hypothetical. The transcript has a single exon. The record is from RefSeq and is a predicted model, not a curated record. NCBI's taxonomy places the organism in Eukaryota, Fungi, Ascomycota, Eurotiomycetes, Eurotiales, Aspergillaceae. The coding region runs from base 1 to 1386 and encodes 461 amino acids.
AUGGACGCCCAAGAUUUCCUCCAACUCACGGCCCUGGAGCGGAUCGGCCCCAAAGGAUACCUUCGUUAUGUCUUUCCCUUCCAGCUGGCAGGAGAGAAUUACAACCCCGAUGAUGUUGCCCGCGUUCUCCAGGCGGGAUAUGACGUGCUGAUCGCCCGCCUCCCCGUCGUGGGCUGUGGAGCUGUCCCCGAUACAGAAUGCGGCCAGAAAGGAGUGAUGAAGUUUGAGAGACACGAUGAGAACACCGUCAUCACAGUCAAGGAUCUGCGCGACUCCUUCUACCCGUACUCUGAAUUGAAGGCCAGGUCGUUCCCCGUCGCUGCCCUGGAUGCCGACACUCUGUGCUGUCGCGCCGUGUGGCCGUCUGCUGGCGAACAACAGCUGCCUAUCUCUCUUGUGCAGGCCAAUUUCAUCCCUGGAGGCCUCAUCCUGACCUGGUGUAUUCUCCACAUGGCAGGCGACAGUGUCUCCUUCAAUACCUGGUUGAAUGUCUGGGCGGAGGGAUGCCGGCUUGCCCAGGGGGAAGAUAUCCCUGAUCCGAUCCAACUUCCUGACGCCAUCUGGACAGACCGAAAGCAAGUGACCAGACCGUCGGGGAGGAAUCAUGGCCGAGUUGAGGACCAUCCGGAAUACACACUGUUGCCCUUCACGCCGACGGAAGCUCCGCCAAAGAUGAUUUCGCCCAACCACCGCGGCCAGGUGUUUUAUCUCUCUCCCGAAUCCCUGGCCAUGUUGAAGGCAGAUGCGUCUCCUGCCAACGCGACGACACCCUCGGACCAGACCUGGGUGUCUACCAACGAUGCCGUGUCCGCUCUGCUCUGGCGCACCGUCAUGGCGGUGCAAUCGCCGCUGGAAACGCUGCAGGACAAGAACCCGGUCUCAGUCUUCAACAUCGCCAUUGACGGCCGCCGUCGCACCCAUCCCCCCGUCCAUCGGGACACUCUCGGCUGCUUCCUCGAGUACAUCGCCGUGUCGUGUCCCAUUCGCGACAUGCUGGCGUCGCUCUCCCUGGCCGAUCUGGCCAUCAAGAUCCGCCAGGCGGUCUUGCGCGCAGACAAGCACUUUACAGACGACGUGGUCACGCUGGUCGACCGGCUGGAAGACGUGGAUCGACUCGUUCCCACGGCGUUUCUGGACGUGCCCGGCUUCAACUGCGUGCAGUCCUCGUGGGCUGCGUUUGACGUGUAUACUGCUCACUGGGGGCAGAUGCUGGGCAGGAUCGAGGCGGUGCGUGUGCCUCAUGUCGGCUGUAUCAAUGGCCUUCAACUCGUGCUUCCCCCGCUGCCGGAUGGCGGGAUGGAGGUGAUGGUAGGGGUUGAGGAGACUUGUUUAGGCAGGUUGAAGAGUGAUCCUUUUUUUAGUAAGUAUGCUGCACUAAUCGAAUAG